Messenger RNA from Platichthys flesus (European flounder), 6272 nucleotides. RefSeq names its product unc-51 like autophagy activating kinase 1 (gene ulk1b). The record is from RefSeq and is a predicted model, not a curated record. Gene Ontology annotation, molecular function: protein serine/threonine kinase activity; ATP binding. The transcript has 27 exons. Gene Ontology annotation, cellular component: autophagosome; cytoplasm. The coding region runs from base 510 to 3563 and encodes 1017 amino acids. Lineage: Eukaryota; Metazoa; Chordata; Actinopteri; Pleuronectiformes; Pleuronectidae. Gene Ontology annotation, biological process: peptidyl-serine phosphorylation; positive regulation of autophagy; autophagy.
UCUGUGCGUUCGGGGGGGAAUCGACCCUGUGACAUGUAGCUGCGGCCACGGAUCGUUCUCACAGCCGCGGUGAGUCACUAAUCGCGGGUCACGUCUUCUUCCAGCUGGACGUCCUGCGCUGGGGUCGCAGCUCGGACGCGCCGCGCCGCGGGGACGCGCAGCUCCUGGAUGUAAACAAACCGCAGCUCUGUUAAGGUGGCGCGUCACCAGCAGCUGCAGCCAGCGAGCGACUCCAUCUUUUUAAAGAAAACAACAUUUCCCUGCUUUUUAAGUUCGCUAACUCCGCGUCGGCUGCGCUGUCCCCGAUGGAGACGAGCACCGGGCCUCGGUAGGAGCCCACAGCUCCGGGGACCAUGAGAAGAGAGGAAGGUUCGAUGCCCGUGGCCAGCGAGAGAGGGGCCGACCAUCCCUGCUGCUGCAGCCGCCGCUGCCCACUCCUCAGCCCGCAGAGAGCCGCUGACCCGAGGCCUCCUGGUUCCUCCCGCAGGUCUUAGAGAAGAAGACACGACAUGGAGACGGUGGGGAAAUUCGAGUUCAGUCGCAAGGACCUGAUCGGACAUGGCGCAUUCGCUGUUGUCUUUAAAGGGAGACACCGAGAGAAACACGACUGGGAGGUGGCAGUAAAAUGCAUAAACAAGAAGAACCUGGCCAAAUCCCAGUCCCUGCUGGGGAAAGAGAUCAAAAUACUCAAGGAGCUGAAACAUGAAAACAUUGUGGCGUUACUGGACUUUCAGGAAACUGCCAGCUCUGUGUACCUGGUAAUGGAGUACUGCAAUGGGGGGGACCUCGCGGACUACUUACACUCCAAAGGCACGCUGAGUGAGGACACCAUCCGGGUUUUCCUGCAGCAGAUUGCAGGGGCCAUGAGGGUCCUGCAGUCCAAGGGAAUAAUCCACCGGGACCUCAAACCCCAAAACAUCCUGCUCUCGUACCCACAGGGACGCAAGUCGCACUCCACCAACACCUGCAUCAAGAUUGCGGACUUUGGCUUCGCCCGGUACCUUCAGACCAACAUGAUGGCGGCUACGCUCUGUGGCUCUCCUAUGUACAUGGCCCCUGAGGUCAUUAUGUCCCAACACUAUGAUGCCAAGGCGGACCUGUGGAGUAUAGGGACCAUCGUGUUUCAGUGCCUGACAGGAAAGGCUCCUUUUCAGGCCAGCAGCCCUCAGGACCUGCGGCUGUUUUACGAGAAGAACAAGAGUCUCAGCCCAAACAUCCCCCGUGAGACGUCCAGUCAUCUGAGGCAGCUGCUGCUGGGUCUGCUGCAGCGCAGCCACAAGGACCGCAUGGACUUUGAUGAGUUCUUCUCUCAUCCUUUCCUGGAGGCGAGCUCGUCAGUAAAAAAGACGACUCCGGCUGUGACCAUGACCUGUUUCCCGAGCUCUGCAUCAGCCAGCUCCUGUAGCAGCUCCUCCACCUCUCAUCUCGCUUCGCCACCGCAGUCUCUUGCUGAGGUCCAGCAUUUGCGGGCCAAAGCUCUGGCCUCCCCUACCCAGGAGGCCACCGGUUUUCUCCUCAAGGACUCGUCUGGGGGGGGCUGCAGCAGCAAGAACUCCUCCUCCUGUGACACGGAUGACUUUGUAAUGGUGCCGGCUGACUUCCCCGCCGCUGAGCUGACAUGUGAGAGUAAAGUGCUGCAGGACAGCCUGGUGAACAGUGGCUCUCUUCUUGCCUCUGCUGGUCUGUGCAGUCAAGUCAAAACACCCCCACACUCGCCCCCCCACAGCGGCUCUCCCAGUCAUGUCAGGCCCAGCGAGUUCUCUGGAAGUAGCUAUGGAAACCACAGCAAGUCAUCGCCUAUCCCAGUCCCCACUCAGGUCCAGAACUACCAGCGCAUGGAGCAGAAUCUGCAAUCUACUAAACAGGAUGGCUCACCACGGUUGUCGACACCGGUGCGGCGCUGCAGCAGUGGAAGCUCGUUGGGCUUCGCUCGGGUCGGACCUUCACCACCACACGUGCAGGCGACUGUCACCACGACCCGCAGACUCUCGCUGGGAGGCGCUCGAACUUUCCAGCUCUCGCCUCAAGCUCCUCAGCACGGGGAGCCCCGGCCGACUUCUCAGCAGCAUCCGCAGAGGGCAGGACUGGGAACUCGGCUCCACAGUGCCCCCUGUCUUUCCGAGUGCGUCACUGGUGGCGCCAGGCAGAAGAUCAGGAAGCAGCACUCGGACCCGGUGGUCGGCCCCUCGUCGGGCCUGAUGACCGUCCGCCCCUUACACUCGUCCCCCCGACUGAGCGAGCUGAUGCAGCGCAGCCCCCUUCCCACCAUCCUCGGCUCCCCCUCGAGGGUCAUCCCUCCGUUUGAAUUCCCCAAACCUCCCAGCUCCCCGAACCUGGUGACCUUCCUCACGCAGCAGGGACUGGUCUUCGGCUCUCCGUGCAGCAGGACUGCCCCGUCAGAGCCCAGAGACCCAGGACAGCAAGCCCAGACUCAGGUCAUCCACCGACUGAACGAUGACCCCAAGAGCUUUGGGAGGUCUCAGAGUGCCGGCCGUCUGUCCGACAUGCUGCUGAUGGCUGCGUUUGGACCGGGCGGCCCUGGGGGUGAACGAGGCAGCACGGAGAACCUGACCCCUGACAAAGCCAUAGAAAUAACAGUGACCCCCGGUGGUGGGGUAGGCCUUGCACCUGGAUCCAUUAGCCCUGCACAGGUGGUUUUCACUGUGGGCUCUCCUCCCAGCUGCAGCACCCCACCUCAACCCUCCCGACAGAGGAAAUACUCAGGCUCCUUCAUAUCAGUCAGCCCCGCAGGCUCCUUCACGAGCCGCUAUCCUCAGACAGGCACCUAUCUGGACGGCUUCGAGGCUCCUUCCAGUCCUCGCUACAGUUUCACUGAUCCCAUCACAGCCAACAUGGGAGGCCCAGUAACCUUUGAGGCACCGGAGCUGCCUGAGGAGACGCUGAUGGAGCAGGAGCACACGGACACGGUGCAAAGCCUCCGUUUCACGCUGGACUUCGCCCGCUGCCUGAUGGAGGUGGCCGGGGCCCGUGGUAUCGCGACGGUGGGGGAGCAGCUGGAGGUUGCUCAGGCCUGCCUCGUUCAGCAGCAGAGCCUGGUGGCCGAUCAGAUAAGCUCACUGAGCCGAGAGUGGAGUCAUGCAGAACAGCUGGUCCUCUACCUUAAGACUGCAGAGCUCGUGUCCACUGCCUUACACACAGCCAUGGAGCAGGUGAAACAGGGCAAACUCUACCCAUCCGCUACAGUCAAACAAGUCGUGAGGAGGCUGAACGACGUGUACAAGUCCAGCGUGGCAUCCUGUCGCACGCUCAGCACCCGUCUGGAGCGCUUCUUUUCCAGGAAGCACCGUCUAAUGGACCAAAUCACCUCCAUCACAGCUGAGCGGCUGCUGUUCAGCCACACCGUGCAGAUGGUUCAGGCUGCUGCGCUGGACGAGAUGUUCCACCAGGGGGAAGCAUCGGUCCUUCGCUACCACAAAGCUCUGCUGCUAAUGGAGGGCUUGUCUCUGCUGCUCACUGAACAGGAAGACAUCCUCCGUGUUAGCAAGUGUAAGGAGUGCAUUGAACGCCGCCUCACCGCUUUGCAGUCGGGACUCUGUGUCUGAGAGUCGGACUUCUGCAUGGUGCGCGUCACCAGCGAACUAAAUGUCCAUCAUGACAUGGAUCUCAGUUUCCAAAUACUUCAGUCUCCACAAAAUCUUCUGUUUUCACCAAAGCCUCCAGCUCUUCGAAUGGCUUUGUCUGUUUGGACAGCAGCAGUGACUUCCCCCCCCCCAGCAGUAAACCAGGCUCAGUGCUGGACAUGGAGCACUCACGCUGUAAAUGAAUGUCUGGUCUCUGUGAGAGGACUGUGCUCAUGGCACUCAGGAUGGUAUUUUUUGGAUUCCUCUCACUCGGCGUAAACACAUCUUAGGAGCAACUAUUGCCAAGUAUCCACGUUCAGCUCUUAACUAAAUAUAAACACCUAGCGCUGUAAGAAGUAAAUAUAGGCUACAGGCUUCAAAUUUGCAAUAAGUAAAUCUGUAGAUAAGAUCAGUAGCGGGAGGGAGGGACCAGUGUUCUGCUGCGCACCUACAUGAUGGACGUUGGCUGAUGAAGUCCAGGAGAGAGUCAUGCUCAUCACCAAUUCUUUGUCUUAUAACCUUUGUUGGCUUUGCUUGGUUUGUUCUGUCUUGUUUUAAUCUUAUUGUGACUAGUUGAAGGGAUGUAAAUAAGACGAUGUGGCAGUCGAUGAGCGGAGGCACGUACAGGUACUUUUACAAAACAGUUGCCAAAAAAAAUACUUUUUGCUUUAUGUUUGAUUCACUAACUUGGUUUGAGAAAAAUAGAAAUACUUGUGUUGACAUUUGAUUGAUUCUAUACUCUCUCAAGACCAAGAUCCCCUGAAUAAAACAACAGGAUAAUAAAGCCUCAUGUAGAAAAUGAGCAAAGCAAAUCCUGCACCGUGCACGUUACAGCUUUUAAUUCAAGAGGGACUGAAACUGGUCUGUUAGCGUCCCUGAUCACAAUCACAUUGAUGCAACUGGAGGUGUAUACAUCAGGGGUUGAGGUGUCGCUGUCGGAUUCUGUAUUCUGUCUUUUUAUGUUUUAUCUGUCAAUAAUGUCAGAGAGUUCGCAAGUAUAAUCAACUUUGAAUGCAGCGCUGACAGCAGAGAGACAUCGUCAAUAUUAUCCCGAUGUUAGUUACUGACUGAUCGGGGGGGCUAAAUGUUUUUUGCACUGUGAAAGUACUGUAGCUUGAGUGGAACAUGCUGAAUAGUUUGUGGACAUUGCUGGACAGAUUUUGCUCAUGUAGAGAUUUUCUACUUCCCUACUUUUAGUGCAGUUUUAGUUGAGUUAAUGUCCGAAGCUGAUGUGUGUUAGAUGUGUGAGUGUUGACGAAGAGAUAAGCUUUGAAACCGUAGGAGGAUUUCUUCAGGACAAAUCGAAGGAAAAGGAAAAGUUAGCUUUACACUGAAAAACAAAAAAAAAAGAUUUGCAUCAAUAGUGCUGUGUUUUAUUUUAGAGUAGCUAGUGGGUUGUGAUUGUGUUUGGUUUUCUCUUAAAAAAGUGCAAGUUGAUUUGGAGUGCUAGUUUUAUUUGUGCAAUGCUGAUAUGGACCUUCGACCAUACAUCCCCUUAACUCCCCUGAACUGUGGGCCAAUGGGAAAGGUCAACUUCUACUUGAGUUGCUUUGGAGGAGACGUUUCUGUGUGUGCAUGCGUGCAUGAGUGAAGUGAAGUGGUCGUGUUUGAGGUAUUAAAGUGGUUUUUUCCUGCUUUUUUUACAUACAAAACCAAAUCCACUGACAAAUGGAGGGUUCCUUUCGUAUGCCAGGCCCAGGACGACAUUCUUUUCCCUGAGGUGAAUCAUCCUGUUGUCUUUUGUCACUUAUUUAGAGGGUGAAUAAGUUCAUAUUUUAUCAUUUGUGUGGUGAGGACUGAAGAAAAGAAGGUGAAGCCAGUGUGGCAGCAGCAGCAGCAGCAGAAAACUGAGGAAAGGGUGUAUUUGAUUUGUGGCCUUUUGUGUGUUGUCAGAGAUCUCUUGUCUGAAGUUUUCUUUGACGCGACUCUACCGAGAACAUUCUCCGUGUGUAUUCAUCGUUUCUGUCAGUGUACAUUCCAUAUAUCAGCUCAUCCACAGACUCCACACGUGAUGCUGUGUUCAGCCAGGACACUGUGACUCAAGAGAUGGUAGCAGAGGGUGGUGGCCUCUUUUCUAAAAACCUGAUGCAUGUGUCACUUUUUUUGUUCCCUACAAUCAUUGCUGUCAGCCGUCCUAAUGACAACGAGGGGCUGGUAACUGCCAUGAGGAUCAUUUGUGCAGCAGCCAAAAAAUAUACAAUGAUAGGAGAACAACAGGUAGUAGGACAAGCACCUUUCCACUCUGCUGAAGUGUCCUCGAGCAAGUAACUGACUCCCUACCAGCUCUUGGAUUGCUGUUUAAAGUGAAAGUAAAUGUAACCAUCAUAAGGAUUAAGCCUUUGCUCUGUGCACUCCCACGAUAAUCUGUCCUACUCUCUCUGUAUGUCUGCAAAGAACAUACCUGAAUGUUUUAAUUUUCAUGUUUUCAUUUCCCGUUUUUCUGUAUUUCCUGUACAUAUUGUAAAUUAAGUUAUUGUUGUUAUUGUAUAUAUAUAUACAGUAUAAAUGACGCUGCAGGCAUAGAGAGGGCAGAAGCAUUGCACCUGCACAUUUCCAAAGAAAACGCCUCCUUCUUCCACGUUGUCACAAGAGCAGUUUAAAGCUGUGGGACACAACCUCAGCGUCCCCGUGUGAUGUAACCUUCACUGUUUGAGAGUUGCAACAUGAAUAAAGUGAAAGGACAGGUCUUAA